AUGAAGCUCCCAAUUCUCGUCUUCGCCGCAAUUUCGGAGAGUUUGGCUCAGUUGAAUGAGAGCACCUUUAAAAAUUUGCUGUUCGAUUGUCCUGAGGCGGCCGAAUACUUUCCCCAGAACGCAACACGUGGCUUUAUUUUUGGAUUCGUACACGCCGAGGUUCCGUAUCUCCACAAUUACACGUUCGACCUAGAAACAGAGCAAAUCGAUGCAGCGAGGUGAGGACUUGUUUCUGAAAUUCGGCAUGAAAUUUGACGGCGAUUUCAGCGCACCUCUUCCUUUGCGUCCUCAGCGCGACUCUAAAUUUGUCCCCACAAGGUAUCAGAAUGAUCUUUGGGCAUUCUUCGCUACGGAUUUUCAACAAAUUGGACUUUUGCGCAACUAUCACGGGUAAGUAUUAAGGAAAAAUUUCCUUUCUUUUUUUUAUUGCAUUUUACUCCAAGUGCAACACUCAGAAUUUGAUGAAACUUGGGACAAGUUUAGAAUAGGCUUUCCUAAAACGUACAGACUGCUAAUUUGCGUUUUGCAGCACGCAGCGUAAAGCAAUCCAGUGGCUGAACACGUCUGAAGAAAUCGAAAUUCAUAUGGGAUACGAAGACUUUCUUCAAAGAGUCUUCAUGGUCAGAGACUUUGUGUUUUAUUGGGUUCAUUACGAAUUAACUCCACGGUUCCUUAGGCGACGCUGGAUACGUGAUUCCGACAUAGAAAAGGUUUAUUUGAUUCCAUUUUACGACGACAUCAAAAACUACUUCUACAUGCAGGAUGUGGGCGUUCUGUACUAUUUGAAGGGCGAUGAGUGUCUGCUGGCGGCUGAGCAUUUGGAAACGGUGAGGAAAUUGAAGAAAUUUUUGUAUAUUUUUUAUUUUUUUUUUAUAUUUUUUAUAUAUUUGGACUUUAUUUUUUUUAUUUUUUUUUAUUUUUUUAUUAUUUUUUUAUUUUUUUCAUUUUUUUUUACUUUUUUUGUUUUUUUGUAUUUUUUUUUAUUUUCUUGCAAUAAUUUUUUAUUACGAAAACAACUUUUUUAUUCAUUUUUUUUAUUUUUUCAGAUAAAAAGUCCGCUUCAUGGGCCCCAAGGAAAAUGCGACAAACCACAUGGAAUUUAUGCCAGAGCCAAGAUAGACGUCAUUUAUCCUCUUGUAAAUUUGUUUUUACAAUAUUUUACACUAAAAUUUAAAUAAUUUUGAGAAUUUUAACAAUCUUUUAGUCCAAGUUCGCAUGGCUCGGAAGGAAAUGCAGAUCACCGCUGUGGCAAAAUUACGACGCACAUGCCUACUUUUACAUCCGUUUUGUCUACUCACCGCCGUCGGUGGGUGGAAAUGAUUUUUAUUUUCUUUUAUGCAUGGUGUAACGAGAAGUUAGGCGCGCAAAUUUCCAAGUCUUUGAAAAUUUGUUUUUGCACAGUGCAAUAAAAAUCGUUUUUUGAGCAUUUUUUUGCACUGUGCAGACGCGAUGUUUUGAUCGCCCAAAUUGUGGAACUCUUUGAUUGCACGGUGCGUAGAAAGGCCUGGAGAUUUUUUGAACCGCACCGUGCAAAAAUUUUUUUGUCAAAGUUUCCUGUUGACUGCGCAGUGCAAAAAGCAAAGACGAAAAGUUUCGAGCCGCACCGUGCAAACAGUUUUUUGGUUGCACUGUGCAGGCAACAAAAAGCUGGCAUUAAAAUUUUUUGCUGCAAUUGUAAGCUUUUUUUCAGGGCACCAAAAGAACAACGACCACCACUACGACCACCACUACCACUACAACUACAACUUUCACAGUAUGUUUUUUGUUUAUUUUUUUACUUUUCAAUUGAAAAUUUUCCCCCACCGAACAUGACCACGACCAUGACUACCACAGUAUGCUUUUUUCAUUUUUUUACUCUGCGACACAGGAUUUUUUUCACUGCACAGUGCAGAAAAAACAGUUCAAAUUUUGCUACGUUUUAUUUUCAGACAACCACAACAACAACAACAACGACCACCACCACGACGUCAACUACAGUACCCUCUACUGCAAGUUUAUGGCGGGGCUCAAAAAACCGACAGGACUUUUUUUGUCAUUUGAACAGGAUUUUUUUUUUUUUUUUUUUUUUUUGAGUGCGCAGUGCAGUACCAGCCUUUCCGGAAUGUCGCCGGGCCAAAAUCGGCGGCGCGCACUGUGCGAAGAACACAACUUUUCUUUGCACUGUGCAAUUUUUGCUUUUUGCACUGUGCAAUUGGCUUUUUGGGCUGUCGCUCGCACCAUGACUUUUUUCGCACAGUCCAAACGUCAGAAACCAAUCCGGCGGCUUUCCGGAAGGACCAGUAAAAAAAGAAAAAAGACAUUUUUACUCUUAACUGUAAGUUUUAUUUUCAGACAACCACAACAACGACUACCACUCCAACGUCUACUACAGCACCCUCUACCGUAAGUUUGUGGGCAUUGUCCAAAACAGCGACAAGAAAUUUUUGAUUUUUAAAUUUUGCACUGUACGAAAUUUGUCGCAGAACGAGUGUAAUAGAAAAAAAUUAAAAUGCAAAAAAAACAUACAUUUUAAGUUCUGUAUUUUCAGAACACCACCACAACAAACACGACCAACAACACCCUAACGUCUACUACAGUAACCUUUACUGUAUCGCCCUCAAGAAUUGCUCCUAGUAGUGCAAAGUCGACUGUGGAGUAGGUUUUGUUACAGUAGUCAAAAAAGUUUUUUAAUGUUAUCCUUGUACCGCAAGAUGCGGAUUUUUGGCGAAAAUUAUUUGUUUUUUUUUGUUGCACGGUGCGAAAUUAGUUUUGCAUUUUUUGCAUAGUGCAAUUUUUGCCAAUUUUUUUUUAUUAUGCGAUACAGGAAUCCUUUGGCUACCGCCACAACCAAGUUCUCCAAUCGAACGUCCACUCAACUACCCUCUUCUGUAUCGCCAACAAGAAUUGAUCCCAAUGCCAAGCCAAGUACAAGUAAUGUGUCUUUUGUCACCACAGGCUUGCCUGCGCAGUAGGUUAUUUUACAGCAGGGCAAGAAGUUUUAAGCCGUUUUGAAACAUGGGUAAAAGUUCCUUAUUUUGGCCACAACUUAUAACUUUGCGGAAACUGGCGGAAUUAGCCCACAUUUAACGUGCACGCUCAAUUCAUCGUUGUCAAUGCCCGGACAGGGGAUUUAGUUAGUGAGGUACCUUCUUUUUUACGUACCAUCUUACCCUUCAAAAACGGCUGCAGCCUGUGAUUUUACACUUUAUACGAUGAAAACUGUCCGGAACUAAACUUAUUGCCUCCGUAUAGAACUAAAUGAGUCGGCAUCGCCUUCGUAGGUAACCUUAAAACUGUAGAGCUAUUAUAGUAAUUCAGUGCCAGCUAGGUCGAAGCGUUUUUUCCGAACUUUAGUGCCCAAGCUUGGGCGCAGUUCGCGGAGUACAUUUUUGUGGCCAAAAUAAGGAACUUUUUCCGAAAUAUGAUUAACUUUUUUUUAGCUUCGAAGAAUUGGUGAUGCCACCGAAAAACUCCACUGUCUACAUCAGUGUUGGCUCGAUUUUUGUCUUGCUAGCCCUCCUCUUCCUGAUUUCCGUUUCAGGUGCGUUAGUCUACAGAGAAGGGCAAGAUAAGGUAAAGAAAUUGGUUUUUGGUCCUAGAAUGACGCUGCGUUUUUUAGAAAGAGAGAGACUUGAAAAAUCAGCGCCCUUUUAAGUCGACGGAAACUUUGAAAAAUGCAAGUGGUACUGUUGAUGUGAAGACAAAGACGGAAACUCGCUCUUCCAUGAUGAAUCAGAAGUCGUCCAAGGUAAGGGAGGAAACUGAAAAUAUUUCUGAUUGAAUGGGAAAAAUGUUUUUUGAAGCGUUAACAGCAAAACGGAGUUUUUUUUUUAUUUUUAUUUGCACUGUGCAGUAAAAAAUUUUUGAAAUGGUCUAGUUAGAAUUAAAAUAUUUUUUGAAAUGUGAUAAAAAUUCGAGUUUUUUUAGAUGGCCACGACUUCCAUUGACCAAAAUUUAACCCUCAAAAAGAACGAAAAUGGUAACAGCAACAAGGUAAGAUUUUUUUUUUAUUUUGCACUGUGCAGAUCAAAAAAUGACGACUGUACUGUGCAAUGGGAACUUAAUUUUUUGUACAGAGCAAGUUUGCAGAAAGGCAUUUUCAUUUUAUCUAUUUUUUUUUGCAUUGCACGUCAAUCCAGCGCAUUUCCUGAACCGUUUCGAAACUUCGUAUCGUUUUCAUUGAUUUAAAAGUGAGACGAAAUGUCGCGAAAUUAUCGGCACUUUUUCUCGCCCGAAAUAAUUGUUUUUUCUCUAAAAGGAAGAAGAAAGAUAAGAAAAUGCUUUUUAUCGGAUAGUGACAUUUCGUCUUGAACGAAUCACCAAAAAGGGGCGGGAAAUUUUUUCUUCUAUUUUGGAUUGACGUGCAUUGUGAAGACAAUAUUUUUCGGCACGGUACAAUUAGAAUUAAACUAUUUUUUGUAAUGUGGUUAAAAUAUGAGCCUUUUUAGAUUGCCAUGAACACGGAAGACGAAAAUUUAACCCUCAAUAAAGCCAAAAAUGGUAACAGCAACAAGGUAAGAAUGGAGAUUCACCGUGCAUACAAUUUUAAUUUUUGCACCAUGCAUAACGAAAAAUGAUGACUGCAAUGGGAAAUCAAUUUUUGGCACAGUGCAAGGUUUUUUGCUGCGAAAAAAAGUGUUUCAAUAAAAUAUGUAACAUUUUUCUUUUCAGAAAGCGGAGAAAGGAAAGAAGGGAAAGAAAGACCGUUCUGCUCCGAUUCAAAAAACCGCAUCCAGUGAGUUCAAGACAACGGAAAGCCAAAAAUUUCACUAGACAAAAAAGCUCGCCCGAAGUGAAGAUGUAUCCUGUUGUAAAUAUAAAUUUGAUAAAAAUGUUUUUUUUUUCUUGAGAUCUUGUUUUUCUGAGUGCCCUAAGAAAGCGUGAAGGAUCUGGAUAGAAAAUUCACAAAUUUGGUAUUUUUACAGCCGAGAAGCCUCGAAUGAAACGGAAUGCCAAUGCAAUAAUCGUGGGUUCCAGAUGUCACAAUGAGCACUAGGCGGGCCAAAAAUUCUUACAUGCUUUCACACUGUGCGGGCGUCGGUUUAAUUUCGUGAUAUGAACAGUCUUCCCACCCUCUUCCGCUUUCCUUGUAAAAAAUACUGUAAUGACGUCAUGUUUUUUGCAGAGAAAAUCCAAAUAUGUAAUUACCUUCAUAGUUCUUUUUCAAAAAUUUUCUGUUUCAAAAAAUCGCGCAAAUUUUUCUGCGUUUUUUUUCUGCCGUUUGAUUAGUGCCUAAUUUACGAUAUAUAAGUGUCAUAAAGUCUAUAGAAGCAGAACUGAGCGGUUGCUUUAGUUGGACCGUUCUGUUCGCCAUUAAAAACCGAUGUGUGCUUCUCCGAGAAGUAUCUGCUGCUGUCACUGUUGGGCAAGGGCGGAUUUAGGUGAGAUAUAUUUAAUUUUUUUUCGAGGUUUUUUGUUUUGGAUUACAAUUUUCGCUUUUGUAACGGCUUGUGGUAUUUGCUUGCUUUGUAUAAUAUAAAAUUUUUUAAACCAUGAAGUUUAUGUUAUCCAUGAUGACUAAUCCCAGAAAUAAUACAUAUUUUAGUGAAGUAUGGCGAGCCUACGAUCUGGAUGACAAACGAUAUGUUGCCUGCAAGAUCCACCAAGCCAGUAAACAAUGGAAGGAAGAGAAGAAGGCGAACAAGGAGGCAGAUGUAAUGCACAUAAACUCCAGGACUAUGCGAUUUGGUACCUGA
Molecule: messenger RNA, 5675 nt
Organism: Bursaphelenchus xylophilus (pine wood nematode)
Lineage: Eukaryota; Metazoa; Nematoda; Chromadorea; Rhabditida; Aphelenchoididae
Source: the annotation of a GenBank genome assembly